Molecule: messenger RNA, 1080 nt
Organism: Galendromus occidentalis (western predatory mite)
Lineage: Eukaryota; Metazoa; Arthropoda; Arachnida; Mesostigmata; Phytoseiidae
Product: replication protein A 70 kDa DNA-binding subunit B-like
Exons: 1
Coding region: 1-1080 (359 amino acids)
Source: RefSeq, a predicted model, not a curated record
AUGUCAACGACGAUAAUCGAAAUUCCCGACGAACUUGAGCUCGACGAUGAUUACGACUUGACUCCGUUGAUGAAUCUGCCGCGCGCCUUCAAAGACAAUGCGGUCUUCAAUAUAAGUGGGGUGAUCGUUUCCAUAUCCGAGACGACACAUAUACAGAGGAUGAAGGACAAUAAGCUCAUCCCUAAAUACGAUAUACGAAUCGCGGAUCAGCACAAAAAAUUGGUGAAUAUCACGGUAUGGAGCGACGACCGCGUCGAUAUCGUCGACAAUACUGGCCGUGCUGUAAUUCUGACCAGGGUGAAAACGAAGGUCUACAACGGCCAUCCGACAUUCACUCUCACGCAGGAUUCGGAAAAAAUAUUCGACGAUACGAUCCACGAGAUACGUGUUUUGAACGAAUGGUGGACAGCUCAUAGCUCGGUUAGGGGGGACCUCGGUCCUCUUUUCCAGUUUUCGAUAGAAACCAAAAGAGUCGUCAUAGCGAACAUGAUUCAUGAUCUCGUUGAAAUGCCGGCGGAGGUGUACGCCAAAUUCGUGAUCCGUGGCAAAGUGGUGAACUUCGAUGACAGAUUACACUUUUACAAAUCGUGUCCGAAUGUGACUUGUUACAAAAAAUUAGAGGAAAGAUCCUCGGGCACAUAUUGGUGCCCUAGGUGUCGCCACGAAGCUAGAUCACAUGACGUGGGCGCAACGACGUCAAGCGAAAUAGAAGACGUGACCGGACAGCGAGUGGAAUGUACGGUUUUUGGAAUGACCAUCUCAGUUUUGUUUGAUCAUAAUCUGGACGACGUGACCACGUCUGCUUCUAGUAUGGAGCCAAUUCGGGCUCUACGGGACAAAGUCUUUGAUUUCAAAAUUUCUGCGAAGAGAUGUUUUUUCUCGGGUGGUCAUAAGAAUGUUUUCGCAGUCCAAGGCUGUGACAUUGUUUCAGACGAAUAUACAUUACGAAGAUUACGUUUAGACUUUACGAAGCCCGGUUAUCCAUUUUCAUUACAGCGCUCAACGCUAUUCGGUGGAGUAUGCGGGGAUAACCGGCCCUCCGGGUGGUGGUUGGCCCGGGGGGUUUGGCCGGAGAGUUGA